UGACGUCACUUCCGUCUCGGUGUGUGGUCGCCGCUCUAGGGAGGGCUUCGUCGGGAAGAUGGCGACGGAUAAACAGAAGCAUGAAGGGAGGGUCAAGAUUGGCCAUUACAUUCUUGGGGAUACGCUUGGGGUCGGGACGUUUGGGAAAGUUAAAGUUGGGCAGCAUGAAUUGACGAAGCACCAAGUGGCGGUGAAGAUCCUGAACCGACAGAAGAUCCGUAGCCUGGACGUCGUGGGAAAGAUUCGCAGGGAGAUUCAGAAUCUUAAGCUCUUCAGGCACCCACAUAUAAUUAAACUGUACCAAGUAAUCAGCACGCCAACAGAUAUCUUCAUGGUGAUGGAAUAUGUUUCUGGAGGCGAACUGUUUGACUAUAUUUGCAAAAAUGGCAAGCUGGAUGAGAAGGAGAGCAGACGUCUGUUCCAGCAGAUCAUCUCCGCUGUAGACUACUGCCACCGGCACAUGGUGGUGCAUAGAGACCUCAAACCUGAGAAUGUCCUGCUGGAUGCUCAGAUGAACGCUAAGAUUGCUGACUUUGGUUUGUCAAACAUGAUGUCAGAUGGGGAGUUUUUAAGAACAAGUUGCGGUUCACCAAACUAUGCUGCUCCUGAAGUGAUUUCAGGAAGGCUCUAUGCUGGUCCAGAGGUGGACAUCUGGAGCAGUGGAGUAAUUCUGUAUGCUUUGCUUUGUGGGACCCUCCCAUUUGACGAUGACCAUGUGCCAACGUUGUUCAAGAAGAUCUGUGAUGGGAUCUUCUUUACACCACAGUACUUGAAUCCUUCAGUGAUCAGCCUUCUGAAGCAUAUGCUGCAGGUUGACCCCAUGAAGAGAGCAACAAUCAAGGAAAUCCGGGAGGAUGAAUGGUUCAAGCAAGACCUGCCAAAAUACCUGUUCCCAGAAGAUCCAUCCUACAGCAACGCCGUGAUUGAUGAUGAAGCCUUAAAGGAAGUUUGUGAGAAGUUUGAAUGUACUGAGGAGGAGGUUCUGACGUGUCUGUAUAACCGGAACCACCAGGACCCAUUGGCGGUGGCGUACCAUCUCAUCAUAGACAAUCGGCGCAUCAUGAGCGAGGCAAAGGAUUUCUACCUGGCCAGUAGCCCUCCCGAGUCCUUCCUGGAUGAGCACCAGCUGUCCGCCACAAAGCCCCACCCUGAACGGGUGCCAUUCCUGGUGGCUGAGGUGCUGCCCAGGCCGCGGCACACCCUCGACGAGUUAAAUCCUCAGAAGUCGAAGCACCAGGGAGUUCGCAGAGCCAAGUGGCACCUGGGCAUCCGGAGCCAAAGCCGGCCGAAUGACAUCAUGUCGGAGGUGUGCCGGGCCAUGAAGCAGCUGGACUAUGAGUGGAAGGUUGUAAAUCCCUAUUACCUGCGUGUACGAAGGAAGAACCCAGUGACGGGAAUGCAGGCCAAGAUGAGUUUGCAGCUCUACCAGGUGGACAGCAGGACCUACCUCCUUGACUUUCGUAGCAUAGAUGAUGAAAUUUUAGAGGCUAAAUCGGGGACUGCCACUCCUCAUCGCUCAGGCUCUGUUGGGAACUCCCGAACAACUCUAAAGAAUGAGGCGGAGGCAGGAGAGGCCAAGGCAGGAGAGGCCAAGGCAGGAGAGGCCAAGGCAGGAGAGGCCAAGGCCGAAGUGGCCAUCAAGGGAUCAGACGGCUCUUUGGCGUCGUCUCUCACAUCUUCUGUCGAAUCCACUAGUGGAGAGACCUUUCCUAGACCUGGGAGUCACACUAUAGAGUUCUUUGAGAUGUGUGCGAAUCUCAUCAAGUUACUUGCACGAUAGUUGUUGAGUUAGCCUUUGAGUGUCUUUAAGCAAUAAGCAUGCAACUGAUUCAUGGCUCACUUCAUUCCAUGUGGAUGAGCUAGUUGUUCCAUGGCACUGAUGCAGUUUUGCCUCAUAGGUCAGGCGAACUGUGGGUGGGAAAGAUUUUGAAUGAUAAUUGCUAAGCCACUUUAUAGUUAAAUUUUUUUUUUUUUUUUUUUUAAACCAAUUGUUUUACAUGUUACUUUAUUAUCUAGCUAAAUGUCCCCAGAAUGCAUUUCAACAUCCUAGUCAUUUAUUGUCAGCUUGAUAUGCUGAAUUUGCUGAAUUUGUAUUACAUUCAGUGAUGCUGAAUCCCUCAUUUCUAGGUAAAAACAAGCAAAUUGUUCUUCUAAUAUGCAAGAACAACUUUUGCACAGUUGUCCUGUACCUGCUGCUCAAUUAUCAUAUUAGAUAAUCCACCAUUGCAGAAUAUGUACAAUGAGUUGCACGUAUCCUUUGAGAAAUGAUGAAAGCCGAUUAAAAACACAGAGGAAGGAUAGUCUUGCUCCUCUUUUUCAGGAAAAAGCUUGCAUCUCCUGAAAAUAAUGAUGUUCUUUGAAUAAUUUUAAGGAUUUCCAUGCCUCUGUAUUUUUUGUAACAAUUAUGUUUUUUUGAUUUACUCUGUCCCCUUCCCUUUUAUAUAUAAAGAAUAAAAUUGAUCUGGAUAUAUUUAUCAGUGCUUUAAAUAUAUAGGUUAUUUUGCAAUCAUUUUGUUGAUGUUUUAUUCCAUGUCUCAUAUUCCAAAAUCAUUUUUAGUUUUUAUUCCAGUCGCACUGUUAUGUUUGUCAAACACUUAAUUUAGUUUUCCAAUUAAGUAGUUUUAUUUUAAUCAAAAUAAAUAAAUGGCCAAACUAUUCUGAGAGUUCUGUUUUAGAAAUGUGGGGUCUCUGUUCCAGAUCAUGCUUAAGAUUGCAGCUGUAGCAAUACAUGUUUUCUGUGUAAGUUUUGGACAAAUCUGCUUGCAUUCAAUGUCAGUACUUUGGAAAUUGGUGUGAUAUCACUGCUGUUUAUACAGAGCUUAUAAAGUCCAACUAAUACCCUUUCCUGUUUUGAACAGGAAUACUUGGGACUGAAGACCAAAUAUGAAACAUUUUACAUUGAGUCCUAUAGUGAAAAAUCCAUUGGAAUACUAUCUGUCAGAUUUGGUUAUGGUCUGUUGCUUAGUGUAAGCUGGCAAUUUGAUUGACAUUGAUGAUAUAUUAUUAUGGACCCUUAAAUCUACAUUGGUGGUCAGCAGACAUUUGCAAAUUGAGUGAUACCAGAUUUGUUACUUCUUUUCCAUGUUUUAUGUGUAACAAUAUUUUCAUGCCUUUUGUCCUUGUGAAGAAUAGCUUGUUUUUUGGAUAAAAUAUGAGGGAAAUCACAAAAUCAGUUAAACUUAUAUUUGUUUUCUAAUUAUUUAUUUAAAUUCAAUCAUUUUCUCCCAAACAGUCCAGUUAAUAAUAGAUAAAUAAAUAAUAUAACUGACAAAGUCUUUAGUCAGUCACAAUCUCAGUUAAUCAGCUGCCUUAAUGUUAAUACUGUUGAUCAGUUUUAUAAUAGGAAGAGGUAUUAAAGGCUGUGAUCCAUUUCCUUGUGGGGUCUGGUAGUAGGUUAUCAGACCCAAGUAUGCCAUGAAUACUGUGAUGGCUGUUUGCAAAGCCACACCUACAUGUCACACCAAUGUGGUGUUUGCUGAUGGAGAAAAUGGGUUUGGCCUUGCAUGCUGGCUGGCACAAAUACCGUUGAAAUGUCUGAUUUUAACAGAAAUUAAAGCAUUCUAGUAUUUGUAGCAUAAAAAAAUAAUUGGUAUGCUUUAAAGAAAUAGAAGUUUACACAAUUUUCUGUGCUGAACCCAGGUGUGGCGAGAGAUGUUAGGCAUUUUGGUAUACAGUAUGUAAAAGUGAUCAUUCUGGCUUCUAAAGACAGCUUGUAAAACUAUGAAUCUGUUUUUUCCGUAUAUUUUCAUACUUUAAAAUUUUAUGUCAGUGUUGCAGGAAGAUUAGAUAUUACACUGGGGGACAAAUCACAAAUGAAUUACCUCUGCGUAUGUGUCUUAACUGCUCUUAAUCAUUUUUCUUUUCUUUAAAGUGUAGUGGAGAGUGGAGUGGGACCCAACCAGAUUGACCAAUGUAUUUUGACUUGACAGUGUUUAAAAUAAUAUGUACACAGAACUGCCUAAUAAAUAUGUAAAUUGCACAA
Messenger RNA from Paramormyrops kingsleyae, 3982 nucleotides. RefSeq names its product protein kinase, AMP-activated, alpha 1 catalytic subunit (gene prkaa1). The record is from RefSeq and is a predicted model, not a curated record. NCBI's taxonomy places the organism in Eukaryota, Metazoa, Chordata, Actinopteri, Osteoglossiformes, Mormyridae. Gene Ontology annotation, molecular function: ATP binding; protein serine/threonine kinase activity. Gene Ontology annotation, biological process: protein phosphorylation; intracellular signal transduction. Gene Ontology annotation, cellular component: cytoplasm.